GCCCACCACAGCUUUCCUACAAAAGGGCAAAAUGCUGUCAAUAUUGCGAAAAGCAAGGUUGAAGGAUAAGGAGAUGCGAAUUUUGAUGCUCGGCCUGGACAAUGCCGGCAAGACUACUAUAGUCAAGAAGAUCAUGGGUGAAGAUGUCAAUACAGUCAGCCCAACACUGGGCUUCAUUAUCAAGACUAUUGAUUAUGGCGGAUAUAAGCUUAAUAUCUGGGAUGUUGGUGGCCAGAAGACCCUCAGAUCAUACUGGAGGAACUACUUCGAGAAGACUGAUGCCUUAAUCUGGGUGGUGGAUGCCACUGAUCGACUUCGAAUCGAUGACUGCAGGGAGGAGCUCCAUGGCCUUCUACAGGAAGAGAGACUUUCUGGGGCAAGUUUGCUGGUGUUUGCUAAUAAGACAGAUGUUAAUGGAUGCAUGGAUGAAGCAGAAAUCCAAGAUGGGCUCCAGUUGAAUGCCAUCAAGACGCACAAGUGGCACAUCAUUCGAUGUAGUGCGAUUACGGGUGCGAAUCUUAAAGAAGGUCUUGAAUGGGUUGUGCAAGACGCCAAGGCUCGAUUGUUUCUAUACUAGAAUGCUCUUAUUGGUGGUGGUGGUGGUGUUUUGUUUUGGCUGUUGGUGUGGCUGCUGGUGGACUUGCAGGGAAGCGCGUUCUUCACAAAGCAUCUAGAUGCAUAAACAUUGAGAGCUUCAAGAAAUCUCAAAGAAAAAGGAAGAAAGUAUUGGUAUUGAGUUAACAUUUUUCAAUCAUACCAUCUGCAGUAAUGUUUGGCUUCAUCAAUUCUACAAAAAAUAGCACUACAGGUGGCCGC
This is a messenger RNA of Hyaloscypha bicolor E, 816 nucleotides long. RefSeq names its product ARF/SAR protein. Gene Ontology annotation, molecular function: GTP binding; GTPase activity. Gene Ontology annotation, biological process: protein folding. The record is from RefSeq and is a predicted model, not a curated record. The transcript is spliced from 6 exons. The coding region runs from base 32 to 577 and encodes 181 amino acids. Lineage: Eukaryota; Fungi; Ascomycota; Leotiomycetes; Helotiales; Hyaloscyphaceae. Gene Ontology annotation, cellular component: microtubule cytoskeleton; cytoplasm.